AUGAAGACUCUCACCCUCCUUGCUGCCAUUCUCCUGCUGGCCCUCCAGGCCCAGGCUGAACCACUCAGACAAGCAGAUGAUGAGAUUCCAGCCCAGGAUGAACCUGGGGCAGAGGACCAGGAUGUGGCAGUCUCCUUUGUAGGAGACAAACGCUCAGCCCAAGGAGAUUCAGGCCCAGUUAUGAACACUACCUGCUACUGUAGAAGACUCUGUCGUUCUGGAGAACGUCGCUCUGGAGCCUGCAACUUCAUUCUUAUUCGCUACGCACUUUGUUGCAGCGCAGCUUCAAAAACAGAGACAAAAAAUUCAUAA
This is a messenger RNA of Orycteropus afer afer, 312 nucleotides long. Lineage: Eukaryota; Metazoa; Chordata; Mammalia; Tubulidentata; Orycteropodidae. The record is from RefSeq and is a predicted model, not a curated record.